Caenorhabditis remanei is the source of this 927-nucleotide messenger RNA. RefSeq lists its product as uncharacterized. Bases 1 to 927 code for a protein of 308 amino acids. Gene Ontology annotation, cellular component: extracellular region. The record is from RefSeq and is a predicted model, not a curated record. Lineage: Eukaryota; Metazoa; Nematoda; Chromadorea; Rhabditida; Rhabditidae. The transcript has 6 exons.
AUGAAUUAUUUGACACUUCUCACUCUUCUGGCUCCAACGGCACUCGCGUACAAUGUCCCACAUGGCUUCCUCACAGGUGAAGCUGUAACUUCACACUCUGGCCCCAACGAUCUCGAUGCAGAACUUCAACACGGUGGUGAUGAUGAAGUGAAGCGAGAGAAAAGGGGCUAUUUCUUCCCUUCAAAUUUUCAAAAUGACGGUGGUUUAUUGGCUCGUUCAGAGCAUCCAAAUGAGUAUCUCAAGAAAUGGAUUGUUCAUGAGCACAACCGCUACAGGCGAAUGGUCCCAGCUUCCGAUAUGAACAUGCUUUACUGGUCUGAUGAGUUGGCAGCUUCUGCUCAACGCCAUGCUGACACUUGUGAUUUCCGUCAUUCACGUGGACGUAUCAACGUCGGUGAGAACAUAUGGGCGGCGCCUUAUAGCAAUUACUCAGACUCCAUCUCGAUCUGGUUCAAUGAGGUCCACAAUCCAAGAUGUGGAUGCAAUCAUGCCUACAAACACUGCUGCGGUCACUACGUUCAGGUUGUCUGGGCUAAGACCAACCUCGUUGGAUGUGGAUUCUCCCGUUGUCGUGAUGUUCAAGGUGUCUGGGGACGUGGUCAUCGAAAUGUCUUCGUCUGUCACUAUAAUCCACAAGGAAAUACGGUAUUCGUCACAGCGCGAGGACAGCUUUAUGCGAUGCCAGCCUUCACAUGGGCUUCUGGUGACAAUGGAAGAUGCUCCAAUUGUCCAGCGAAUGCUCCAGCAUGUUAUCAAGGACUUUGCUAUAUGCCGAAGAACUACGAACACUCAACUACAACAACUCCUUCAACAACUAUGACAACAACUGAAGAACCAACGACGACUUGUUCUCCAGAUGAGGACGUUGAUCCGAAUGACGCUGAGGCGGAGGGAGCUGAUGAUGAUCAAUUCCGACUGAGAGCAUGA